CGCGGUGAGCAGUCGCAGUCUGCCUGACGCCGGAGCUUUGACUGUGAUGCGGUUGCUGAAAGUGCUGCCGAUGGAGCGUGAAGGAGAAGGAGGCUGCUUGGUUGGAGUUCAGCCUCGUCCGGUGAUGGAAUAACGUUCCUCACUCCAGUUUCCACCGAGAUACAGAAGAAAGAUAUCUGAACACAUUCCACCACACAACUAAGACUCUCUGCCUUUGGAUUUUUUUCAAAGCAGUACUUUGGGACAUUCCAGAUAAAAGUGCACAGAAUUUCAUAAUCUCCAGUGGAUUUGAUGCUUAAAACAGUACUCUUAGAAACCACCCGAUUAGAAUUUCUGUUCAUUUCUUAUACACAAUAGCAUCCUUGCUGUUGGUUUCAAAAACUGGUCAAGAUGACAAUGGCAAGCUUGUUCUCAUUUACCAGCCCAGCUGUGAAACGCCUACUGGGCUGGAAACAAGGAGAUGAGGAAGAAAAGUGGGCAGAAAAAGCAGUUGAUGCACUAGUGAAAAAACUUAAGAAGAAAAAGGGAGCUAUGGAGGAGUUGGAGAAGGCACUAAGCAGUCCAGGUCAGCCUAGUAAUUGUGUCACUAUUCCCCGCUCUCUAGAUGGUCGACUUCAGGUAUCGCAUCGUAAAGGUCUACCCCAUGUAAUUUACUGUCGUGUUUGGCGAUGGCCGGAUCUUCAAAGUCAUCAUGAGCUGAAACCACUAGAGUGUUGUGAAUUUCCAUUUGGCUCAAAACAGAAAGAGGUCUGCAUUAAUCCAUACCACUACAAGCGAGUAGAAAGCCCUGUUCUUCCUCCAGUGUUGGUUCCAAGACACAGUGAAUUUAACCCACAACAUAGUCUACUUGCACAGUUUCGUAAUUUGGGCCAUAAUGAUCCUCCUAUGCCACAAAAUGCUGCCUUCCCAGUUUCCUUUCAACAGCCAAACACCCACCCGUUCCCCAGCUCUCCCAACAGAAGUUAUCCCAGCUCCCCAGGAAGUAGUACGUAUCCUCAUUCUCCAGCCAGCUCUGGACCAAGCAGCCCAUUUCAGAUGCCAGCAGAUACUCCCCCUCCUGCCUAUAUGCCUCCAGAUGAUCAAAUGACGCAAGAUGGUUCGCAGCCCAUGGAUACGUCAAAUGUUCUUGUACCUACAAUACCACCGCAUCUAACCAACAGAGCAGAUGUUCAACCAGUUGCUUAUGAGGAACCAAAACACUGGUGCUCUAUUGUCUAUUAUGAGCUGAAUAACCGUGUGGGAGAAGCUUUCCAGGCCUCCUCCACUAGUGUCUUGGUGGAUGGAUUUACUGAUCCUUCAAACAACAAGAAUCGAUUCUGCCUUGGGCUUCUGUCCAAUGUGAAUCGUAAUUCAACUAUUGAAAACACUAGGAGACACAUUGGCAAAGGUGUUCACCUUUAUUAUGUUGGAGGAGAGGUGUAUGCUGAGUGCCUGAGUGACAGUAGUAUUUUUGUACAAAGUCGAAACUGCAAUUAUCAUCAUGGCUUCCAUCCAACAACUGUUUGCAAGAUUCCCAGUGGAUGCAGUUUGAAGAUCUUCAACAAUCAGGAGUUCGCCCAGCUUUUGGCCCAGUCGGUAAACCAUGGCUUUGAAGCAGUUUAUGAGCUUACCAAGAUGUGCACCAUACGCAUGAGUUUUGUAAAGGUAAUAAAACUUCCACAGAAAUUCUGA
Rhincodon typus (whale shark) is the source of this 1671-nucleotide messenger RNA. It is a transcript of the gene smad1, whose product is annotated as SMAD family member 1. Gene Ontology annotation, biological process: transforming growth factor beta receptor signaling pathway; BMP signaling pathway; regulation of transcription by RNA polymerase II. The transcript has 7 exons. The record is from RefSeq and is a predicted model, not a curated record. The coding region runs from base 391 to 1671 and encodes 426 amino acids. Gene Ontology annotation, cellular component: heteromeric SMAD protein complex. Gene Ontology annotation, molecular function: I-SMAD binding; DNA-binding transcription factor activity, RNA polymerase II-specific; RNA polymerase II cis-regulatory region sequence-specific DNA binding. Lineage: Eukaryota; Metazoa; Chordata; Chondrichthyes; Orectolobiformes; Rhincodontidae.